AGGACUGUGAAGGUUUUGGUGUGGGAUUUGCUCUUGGUCCUCAUGUUUUUCGUUCCUGAUAACAUUAUCUCAUUAUACGGAACAUUAUCAAACUUUGGAUCGGGGUUGUUUCUUCUGGUUCCAGUUAUUAUACUGCUGGAUGCCACAAAUACAUGGAAUGAUGUCUGGGUUGAGAGAGGUGAACGCAAAUGGUGCAUACCGUUACUUGCUGUGUUUGUGUGCUAUAUAACAACACUUACAAUAUCAGGACUAAUGUUCGCUUGGUUCAACCCCUCAGGCCAUGACUGCAAUCUUAAUGUGUUAUUUAUUGUCAUGACCAUCAUUCUCGCAUUUGGUUUUGUAAUUAUUACAUUGCAGGCUAAUGCAAGUCUUUUGCCAUCUUCUGUUAUUUCUGUGUAUUGUUCGUAUGUGCUCUACAGUGCUCUCUCAAGUGAGUCUCGAGAUUACGUGUGCAAUGGUCUCAACAACAGUUCAAAUGGAGUAACCACGCGUAAGCUAAUUCUUGGUAUGCUCAUAAUAGUUAUCUCUGUCUUGUACUGUGCUUGCCGGGAUGGAUCCUCACUAAAGUCAGGUGACAGAAACCCUUUUGUGAACUUUGAGCAGAGAAAGGACAGAGAACCUGAUGCUGUGCUAUUUGGUUAUUCCUAUACAUUUUUCCACCUGAUUUUCGCGUUCGCUAGCGUGCAUUCAAACAUGCUUAUUACAGGUUGGACUGGCUCACCGUCAUUCAACUCAGAGUUGGUUAAUAAUGGCACAUCUGAAUUAUUUAUCUCAUUUUUAUUGGAAGUACAACUUAAUGGUCUUUCCUUACCAGAAUGUUUGGCCUCGUUCUUUAAGGAAAUUAAGGUGUGGAAACAAAAGGCAAUCUUGAACAAAAGAUCAACAGAACUGCACAUUAAGUGUUAG
Papaver somniferum (opium poppy) is the source of this 906-nucleotide messenger RNA. RefSeq names its product probable serine incorporator. The transcript has 7 exons. Gene Ontology annotation, cellular component: membrane. NCBI's taxonomy places the organism in Eukaryota, Viridiplantae, Streptophyta, Magnoliopsida, Ranunculales, Papaveraceae. The record is from RefSeq and is a predicted model, not a curated record. The annotation marks the transcript as partial.